Knipowitschia caucasica is the source of this 342-nucleotide messenger RNA. The record is from the annotation of a GenBank genome assembly. NCBI's taxonomy places the organism in Eukaryota, Metazoa, Chordata, Actinopteri, Gobiiformes, Gobiidae.
AUGUAUCAAACAUAUUGCUUUGUGAGGGGCCUAGAGAUCCCCAGCCUGGACUCUGAUAUUGCUUUGUUCUGUGAAACCUUCUAUUUCCUUGCAGAUGGGAAGGACUUGUUUGUGAGUAAGGCGGUGCAGCAGGCCUAUCUGGAGGUGACGGAAGAGGGGGCUGAGGGAGCAGCGGGCUCAGGAAUGAUUGCCCUGACGCGGACCUUGGUAUUGUAUCCACAAGUGAUGGCAGAUCACCCUUUCUUCUUUGUCAUCAGAAACAGGCAGACAGGCUGCAAGAAAUCAUGGAGGAGCACACUGAAGCGCACGCUUACAAACCACUGCUUAGUCAAGAGUCCCUAA